Messenger RNA from Helianthus annuus (common sunflower), 3518 nucleotides. Its product is annotated as protein VAPYRIN. Gene Ontology annotation, molecular function: protein binding. The coding region runs from base 1473 to 3041 and encodes 522 amino acids. The record is from RefSeq and is a predicted model, not a curated record. The transcript has a single exon. Lineage: Eukaryota; Viridiplantae; Streptophyta; Magnoliopsida; Asterales; Asteraceae.
UUUUUUUUUUUUCAUUUUUUAUUUCGAAAUCGUUAGCUUGUACGAUAUUUGUUAAGAUGAUAAAAGAUAGUUUCCGAAUAUAAUGCGUUAUUACAUAAUCAAAAACUAAAAUUAUUAAAUACUUAAAUGGCUAAAUGAUCGGUUUGGUUUACACGUUCAAUUCCAAGUUCAAAACUGCCGAUCAAACCCUUAAACCACCAAAACCGAACUGCAUAGAUCUCAAACCGACUCAAACGUUUUGUUUUGGACGGUUUCAAUGGUUUAUGAACGCCCUUGCCUAGCUUAUUAGAAAAUCGUAUGUUGCUAUAUCAGUUUGGUUAGACUAUCGUCCAAUCAGGUCGCGCGGUGAAUAUGAUUUUGUUUAUAACGUUAUCCAUACGUUUUUUAAACAUAUGUCAAAUGAAGUUGGGCUCAGACUUGAUAUCCAACAUUGUAGCUUACCCAUUGUAGAGGUGCGCAAAAAAAACCAUACCCGGAACUAGGGGUGAGCAAGUUUAGGUCCAAACCGAAAAUGACCGAGAACCGAACCGAAAAUAUACCCAACCCGACCAGAACUCAAGUACCUAGGUAUUUAGAUCGGUUCCAAUUUUUCAUAUAAAAUCGGGUCGGGUCGGUUCUCGGUUCUUUUCAUGGUGAAACCCGACUUGGACCUAUGGACUGGAACCGACCCUAUAUUUAGGGUAGUGAAUCGGUUCUGUAUUUUAUGUUUGAUCGGUUCUCGGGUCGGGUCGGGUAAUGGUCGGGUAGGGUCGGGUUUUGCCUUUUGCUCACCCCUACCCGGAACCGGACCCAGUAAAAAAACGGGUAUUCUAUACCCGAAACCGAAACCUACCCUACCCGUAGGGUAUAGAUAGGGUAUGCAUUUUGAUCUCAAUACCUGAAACCGAAACCGAAACCGAAACUAAUCAUACCUGAUUAAUACCCGAAACCGGAUAAGAACCGGAACCGAUUAUACCUUGCUAUUCCCGAUACAUGAUUCUUCUGAUACUAUCGUUUAAAUUUAUGUUAGGGCAUUUAUUUUAAAUUUUUUUACAUUAUACAAUUCAUAUUUAAUAACAACAAUAAACAAAAAAGACGAGAAAAUAGGAUAAUAAAAACGCAAUAGAGUAUUAAAAAACGUGAAAAUAUGGUACUAAAAAACUCGGAAAUAGGAUAUAAAACCCCAGAAAAUAAGGUAUUUUAAUACCCGGUUUCCUAAGACCCGGAACCGAGCACAUAGGGUACGGAUUUUUGGUCAAAUAAUCGAUUCCAUAACCAAAACUGGUUAUUAAAAAUACCCGGUUUGUGCACCUCUAACCUAUUGUGCAUCUUUGAAGUUAUACAAAUUUGGACGCAUAAUAGAACAAGUCAACAUUGUUCUUAACACCAGAAUAUGACUUUACAUUGUAAUAGCCGGCAUUCAUUAUACUUCUUAUACAAUAAUCUAAUCUUUUUCUUCAACUUCCAAAACCAACUUUCAGAACAAAGGAUCCAUGGACCGGUUGAUAACUUUAGAGCCAUCUAAUGUGGUUGCAAUACGGGUCGAACCCAGUGAAAAGUGUUACGGUAAGCUCACUUUGCGAAACGUUAUGUACACCAUGCCGGUCGCUUUUCAGCUCAAGCCGGUUAACAAGGUCGCGUACAUGGUUCGACCACAAACCGGGAUCAUUCCUCCGUUGACAACGGUCACCGUUGAAAUUGCUUAUGAUCUCCCGCCAAAUUCAAACCUCCCGGAAUCAUACCCGUAUUGUGGUGACUCGUUUUUGUUACAUAGUGUGGUGGUUCCGGAUGCAGCGGUUAAGACCACUUCCAUGAAUGGUUCGGUCCCGAGUGAUUGGUUUACCACAAGAAAGAAACAGGUGUUUGUUGAUAGUGGCAUCAAGGUCAUAUUUGUUGGCUCGGUUGUUCUCGCUAAGCUCGUCACCGAUGGUUCGAUUGAUGAAAUAAGGGAUGUAUUGGAGAAAAGUGAUCCGACGUGGAAGGCGGUUGACUCUAUGGACUCCGAAGGUCGAACUUUACUUCAUUUAGCCGUUAGUCAUGGUCGAGCCGAUCUAGUUCAAGUGUUACUCGAGUACAAGCCAGAUGUAGAUGCCCGGUCAACUCGUACAAGAAUAGGGACAACUCCACUUGAGGCUGCAGUCGCGUCGGGUGAAAGCUUGAUUGUAGAGCUCCUACUAGCUAACCAGGCGACCAUAGACCGAUUAGACCCGUCUACGUGGGGUCCGAUUCAUUUAGCGGCGGGUGGGGGUCAUGUUGACAUUUUGAGACUACUUUUAGUCAAAGGAGUCGAUGUGGAUGCGGUUACGAAAGACGGGAACACCGCCUUACACCUAGCCGUGGAGGAACGAAGGCGGGACUGUGCUCGUAUGUUAUUAAACUGCGGUGCACGCUUCGACAUCUGUAAUUCUAGUGCGGGCGAGACACCGUUACAUAUAGCUGCAGCACUUGGUGAUGAAAGCAUGGUUAAGCUUCUAAUUCAAAAGGGUGCUAACAAAAACAUACAAAACCGAGAUAGGAAAACCGCGUAUGAUGUUGCGUUCGAGCAUGGACACACACGGCUAUACGAGGUGCUCGGUUUAGCUGAUAACUUGUGUGUAGCUACAAGAAAAGGGGAUAUUAGAGCCAUUAAAAAGCUUCUUGAAGGUGGAGUCACCGUCAACGGGCAGGACCAGCAUGGAUGGACUGUUUUACACCGGGCCUCGUUCAAGGGUCGGGCUGAAAUAGUCCAGAUUCUGAUCAAGAAAGGGGUUGAUAUCGAUGCACGCGAUGAAGACGGGUACACUGCUCUACAUUGUGCAGUGGAAUCAGGACACGCGGAUGUGAUCGAAUUAUUAGUUAAAAAAGGUGCUGAUGUUGAUGCAAGAACUAACAAGGGUGCCACUGCUAUGCAAAUAGCAAAGUCACUGAAUUAUACAGGUAUUACUAGAGUUCUCGUAGAUUCGAGUAAAACUACUGGAAGUAGAUAUGGCAAUGAGACGGGCUCGAUGAAGAAGAGGACGACUCGGGGUCUAGCGAUUCGUGGUAGUUUUGACCAAUCGGCUGCACCAUUGACGGUGAACUAAUUGGUCAGAUCCAUUCUUUCUGAUGAUUAAUGAGCUUUUUAUUUUCUUGCACAAAGAACUAAUGAUAAGUUCAUGAAACUGUUUAUUCUUGUAUUACUCUCAAAACAUAUAUACUGUUAUUUUGUAAGAUUUUUAACAUACCAAAAAAUGUAGCAUUUUAAGCCUAUUUUCUACAUUAAACUCAUUUGAAUGAAUGUUGCUUUUGUAUACAAGUCUUGUAGAAUGUGAGGAUAAGUUUCUAUCUAAAAGCCCUAAAUUCUAUUAUAUCAAUUUGCACCUAGAAAAACAUACUUAGCACAGCUAAAUCUCUGACACUUUAGGGAGUAAAUUCUAUUAUAUCAAUUUGCACCUAGAAAAACAUACUUAGCACAGCUAAAUCUCUGACACUUUAGGCAAAUCCCACAUCGUUUUGUUCUCUUUUGUCCAGAAAAGAUACCGGAGCGUAAGCAAUGCCCAGUCUUAAAAAUCACAACGCGU